Messenger RNA from Ostreobium quekettii, 519 nucleotides. The record is from the annotation of a GenBank genome assembly. Lineage: Eukaryota; Viridiplantae; Chlorophyta; Ulvophyceae; Bryopsidales; Ostreobiaceae.
AUGGCCGGGGGCCAGGCCACGGAGGCGUGCUGCUCGGCCCUGGAGGCAGCCCUGGGGCCCGAGGCCAACACCUCGAUGCGCAACUGCCUGUGCGUGGAGUCAGUGUGGGAUGAUGUCACCAUGGCCACGGACCAGCUGGCGAUACCCAUGCGGAGGAUCCUGGACGCGUGCAACUCCCGGCUGGGUGCGCGGGUGCCGUACUACCAGGGAGAAGGCGUCGGCCUGUGCGCCGGCGCGCCCAUGAAAGUCGAGCCGUCCUACGACCCGCCCAGGAACCCAGAGGAGGUGUGCACGGGCCCGGCCCUGUACGCCCCCCUGGCCGAGACCACCUGCCGGGGCGCCGUUUCCGGGUCGGAGAUGGAGGAGGCGUGCUGCCGCGCCUUCGACAGGGUCAUCGGCGCGGGGUCCAACGAGUCCACGCGCAACUGCGAGUGCGUGCCUUCCGUUCGCGCGGAGUCCUGGGAGUUCUUCGGCGCGCUGGGCCUGCCCAUCGGGGACCUGUGGAGCGACUGCAAGUGA